Molecule: messenger RNA, 1515 nt
Organism: Cotesia glomerata
Lineage: Eukaryota; Metazoa; Arthropoda; Insecta; Hymenoptera; Braconidae
Gene: Sou
Product: E3 ubiquitin-protein ligase RMND5A
Exons: 6
Coding region: 111-1307 (398 amino acids)
Biological process (GO): proteasome-mediated ubiquitin-dependent protein catabolic process
Cellular component (GO): GID complex; nucleus; cytoplasm
Molecular function (GO): ubiquitin protein ligase activity; protein binding
Source: RefSeq, a predicted model, not a curated record
UUCCUUAUUGACAGCUCAGUGGUGGGGAGUUGGAAGAGAGUCAGCCAUCGCACAUCAUACAAAGUAUACCUACAGGAAUAGAAAAAAUCUAAAAUGAGAAAACAAUAACAAUGGAGGCUUGCAAUACAGUAGAGCGUGAACUUGACAAAGUUUUACUUAAAUUCACUGACAUCAACGACCAAGCUGGAGCUGUCCUCAGGGAUUUAAUCAGUGAAAUUGAGACUUUUAAACGGGAAUUGGAUCAAGCUCCCCCAGACCAAGAGCUAACCCCAAAGCAGAUUGAAAUUCUGAAGCAGUCAGUGAGCAAAGUCCGUGACACAGUGCAUCGACUGGCGACAGACCACCGCGAGUCCCACAGCACCGUCUCCAAAGUCGGGAAAGCUAUUGACAGAAAUUUUAUCGCAGACUUUGCCAGCACCAGCCGUGAAGAUGUCUUCAAUGGCGCGGAGAAGACGCAGCUGCUUAACCAGGUCAUCUGUCAGCAUUUUUAUCGACAGGGAAUGCUCGAUAUUGCUGAGGAAUUAGCUGCUGAGACGGGAAUAAAGACUGAUGACAGUAAAAAGGAGCCAUUUAAUGAACUCAACAAAAUCUUGGACUGCCUGAAGCAGCGAAAUUUAGAACCAGCGUUAGAGUGGACUAAAAACCACCGCGAAGCCCUGCUGGCUCAAAAUUCCUCUUUAGAAUUCAAGCUCCACCGUCUCCAGUUCAUCAGACUGGUCCAGCAAGGUCCAAGCAGCCAAGCAGAAGCGGUGAUGUAUGCUCGGAAAAAUUUGACCCAGUUUGUGACUCGCCACGAAAAGGAGGUCCAGUCUUUAAUGGGGACGCUUCUGUACCUCCCGAAUGGGAUCCAGUCCUCACCUUACAGCCAUCUGCUGGAUCCGAAUCUUUGGCUGGAUAUUCACGAUGUUUUCACCAAGGAAGCAUGCACUUUGUUGGGACUCAGUGUUGAUAGUCCUCUGUCUGUUUGUGUAAAUGCGGGAUGUACAGCAUUGCCGGCAUUGCUAAAUAUCAAGCAAGUUAUGCAACAGAGACAAGUUACCAAUAUAUGGAAUGGAAAAGAUGAACUUCCUAUCGAAAUAGACUUGGGAAAACAAAGCCGCUAUCACUCAGUAUUCGCAUGUCCAAUCCUGAGACAGCAGAGUACAGAAAACAAUCCACCAAUGAAGUUGGUCUGCGGUCACGUAAUAUCUCGUGACGCAUUAAAUAAAUUAACAAAUUCAAACAAAAACCAAUUUGUUUCCAGGCUCAAGUGCCCGUACUGUCCCGUCGAGCAGAACCCGGAGGAUGCAAGGCUCAUUUAUUUUUAGUUCCUUUUUGUUUCUGUGAUACUUUUUUUUUUUUUCUAACUUUAUUUUUCAAUCAGUCAAUUAAUUUUAUUAAUUAAUAAAUCGACUGAUUUAUUAAUUAAUUGGUUCAGUUUAUAAAAUUUCAAAUAGUUUAAAUCCGGAAACAUAUUUAUUCGAAGACAACUAUUAAAUUGUUAAUUAUUUCUUUUGUAAUUAAUUCCUGUAAUGA